AUGGCAGGUAUUAUUGCAAUUUAUGGAUUGGUCGUUUCCGUUUUGGUUUCAGGUUCUUUGAAACAACAGCAGGCGUUAUACACUGGGUUCAUCCAAUUGGGUGCAGGUUUGUCUGUUGGAUUAUCAGGUUUAGCCGCUGGCUUUGCCAUUGGUAUCGUUGGUGAUGCUGGUGUCAGGGGUACUGCUCAGCAACCAAGAUUAUUCGUUGGAAUGAUCUUGAUUUUAAUUUUUGCAGAAGUCUUGGGUUUGUAUGGUUUAAUUGUUGCCCUUUUGUUGAACUCAAGAGCUGAUCAAGAUGUUAAGUGUUAA
This is a messenger RNA of Priceomyces carsonii, 309 nucleotides long. RefSeq names its product H(+)-transporting V0 sector ATPase subunit c (gene CUP5). The transcript has a single exon. Gene Ontology annotation, cellular component: membrane; proton-transporting V-type ATPase, V0 domain. The record is from RefSeq and is a predicted model, not a curated record. Bases 1 to 309 code for a protein of 102 amino acids. NCBI's taxonomy places the organism in Eukaryota, Fungi, Ascomycota, Pichiomycetes, Serinales, Debaryomycetaceae. Gene Ontology annotation, molecular function: proton-transporting ATPase activity, rotational mechanism. Gene Ontology annotation, biological process: proton transmembrane transport.